UUCUCAUAUCAUACUAUCUCUUUUCUCUCCUCUAUUAUUUUCUUGUCAAAAAUGGUGCUAGCUGGCAAGCUUAUUACAGAACUUGGGAUCAAAACACCCGCUGACAAGUUCUUCAAACUGUUUGCAUCAGAACUUCACGAAGUGCAAAACAUUUGUGAAAGAGUUCAUCAUACCAAGUUGCAUGAAGGUGAAGAUUGGCAUCAUUCUGAUACGGUUAAACACUGGACUUAUGUCAUAGGUGGUGAGGUACACACAUGUAAUGAAAGUAUUGAAGAAGUUGAUGAGGAGAACAAAAAAAUCACUUACAAGCUGUUUGGUGGAGAUAUUGACAACUUUAGUGUUUUUAAGCUGAUUCUUGAAGUAAUUAACAAGGCUGAUGGCACUGCUGCUGUUAGAUGGACAAUUGAUUAUGUGAAAAUCAAUGAAGAUGUUGAUACUCCAAAUGGCUGGAUGGAUUACCUUAGCAAAGCCACUAGAGACAUUGAUGGUCAUCUUAUCAAGGGAGAAAAGGUUGCUCUAUAAGUCAUAAAGACAUAUAUAUUAAAUAAAGAGUAGUGGUUUUGUGGGUACUCUUAAAUAUUGCAUUUUUAUAAUUAUUGUGAUGUUUGUAAUGGCAUGCAUGUAUCAUAUAUAAGCAUGCAUCAUGUUUGCUUCUCUUGAUGCUUCCUUUGUAUGGAAUGAAUGUGCCGGCCAUGUAUUGAUGAUCGUGUCUUAUGCUGUUAUUAUGUAAUGCAAACUUAUUAUGUACUAAUGUUUUCUGUAUUAUAUAAGUUUGGUUUGCCAAA
This is a messenger RNA of Vicia villosa (hairy vetch), 785 nucleotides long. Its product is annotated as MLP-like protein 31. Gene Ontology annotation, biological process: defense response. NCBI's taxonomy places the organism in Eukaryota, Viridiplantae, Streptophyta, Magnoliopsida, Fabales, Fabaceae. The record is from RefSeq and is a predicted model, not a curated record. Bases 52 to 522 code for a protein of 156 amino acids. The transcript has 2 exons.